Ilex paraguariensis (yerba mate) is the source of this 390-nucleotide messenger RNA. NCBI's taxonomy places the organism in Eukaryota, Viridiplantae, Streptophyta, Magnoliopsida, Aquifoliales, Aquifoliaceae. The record is from the annotation of a GenBank genome assembly.
AUGAACUCCUAUAUGAGUGGUGAAACAACAGCAAUGUUGGCUGAAUUUAAAUUGUCCUUAAAUGCUUACCUCAAAGAGCUCGUGGAUUCCCCUGAGAUGAUUAAGGAAUUUGGACAAGACAUUUUUCUGGCAGCUGAAGCCACGGAUGGGAUCGGUGAUGCAGAAAAGAAAGCUUUGCUCAAAUUGGCAAUACUAACACAAGCUGGGUUCGUGAAGUUGAUGGUGGAGAAUAAGCUGGAUGCAUUGGUGACUGCUGGCUCUGAUGUUGCUCCUGUGCUUGCAAUCGGGGGGUUUCCGGGAAUUAGUGUCCCUGCUGCAUACGAUAUCAAUAGCAAGGGGGUUCCUGUUGGUCUCUGUUUUGGUGGAUUGAGGGUUCUGAGCCUAAACUAA